Messenger RNA from Colletotrichum fioriniae, 1698 nucleotides. RefSeq lists its product as uncharacterized. Gene Ontology annotation, molecular function: beta-glucosidase activity. The record is from RefSeq and is a predicted model, not a curated record. Gene Ontology annotation, cellular component: cell surface; extracellular region. Gene Ontology annotation, biological process: glucan catabolic process. Lineage: Eukaryota; Fungi; Ascomycota; Sordariomycetes; Glomerellales; Glomerellaceae.
AUGGAGGAGGGACGGUCAAGGGGCCACUUGAGAGGCGGGGGAUGGAACAGCUCUGACCACAGCUUCGAGAAGGAGUAUCUCAUGGAGGACCCUCCAAAACCCGUCAAGAAGCGGAAGAAGCUUUGGAUAUGUCUCAGUGUCUCAUUAGUGCUUCUCAUCAUCAUCAUUGUAGUAGCGGUGGUGGUCAGCAAGAACAACAACAAGAGCAGUAACACGAAAACGACCCUCGACGACGGGAAUAAGGACAGCGUCCCGAUGAAGUGGCGUGGUACCUAUCUCGACCCGUGGUCAUGGGACGACACAACCGACUUCAACGUCACCUUCACCGAUCAAAUGGUCGGUGAUCUGCCCGUCAUGGGCCUCUACACCGACUGGGACGACUCGAAAAAGGCAAACGAUAAGGUGCCGGCGCUCAAAGACGCAUGGGGCUCGUACGGCUCGCGGCCCGCCCGCGGCGUCAACGUCGGCGGCUGGCUGAACCUCGAGCCCUUCAUCACCCCGUCGCUCUUCAACUACGACUCUAGGCUCGGCAUCAUUGACGAGUACACGCUCUGCAAGCACCUCGGCACGAAGCAGACGGCCGAGGUCCUCGAGAAGCAUUACUCGACUUUCGUCACCGAGUCCACCUUCAAGGAGAUCGCCGACGCCGGCCUUGACCACGUCCGCAUCCCAUUCAACUACUGGGCCGUCGAGGUCUACGACGGCGACCCCUACCUCUUCCGCACCUCGUGGCGCUACCUCCUCCGCGGCAUCGAGUGGGCUCGCAAGUACGGCCUCCGUGUCAACCUCGAUGUCCACGGCCUGCCCGGAAGCCAAAACGGCUGGAACCACUCGGGCCGCCAGGGUGCCAUCGGCUGGCUGAACGGCACCGACGGCGCGACCAACGCCCAGCGCAGUCUCGACAUGCACGACCGCCUGUCCAAGUUCUUCGCCCAGGACCGAUACAAAAACAUCAUUGCCUUUUACGGCCUCGCCAAUGAGCCGCGCAACGUGGAUCUCAACAACGCCGACGUGGUCUCGUGGACCGCGCAGGCCUACAAGCUCGUCAAGAGCAAUGGCAUCGGCGGCGUCGUGGUCUUCGGAGACGGCUUCAUGGGCUUGGCCAACUGGCAGGGCAAAUUGACGGGCUACAGCGACCUCGCGCUCGACGUGCAUCAGUACGUCAUUUUCAACACCGAUCAAAUCGUUUACACGCACAAGAAGAAGGUCGAGUACGCCUGCAGCGGGUGGACGGAGCAGACGGAGCAGUCCAUGGAUACCUCCACGGGCUACGGCCCGACGCUCUUCGCCGAGUGGUCCCAAGCCGACACGGACUGCGCCAAGCACCUGACCAACGUCGGCUGGGGCAACCGGUGGACGGGCACCUAUAACACGGGCAACGCGACGACGUCGAUCCUCGAGCCGCGGUGCCCGACCGAGGACUCCAAGUGCGACUGCGACACGGCCAAUGGCGACGCGGGCGGCUUCAGCAGCGACUACAAGAAGUUCUUGCAAAUGUUCGCCGAGGCGCAGAUGCACUCGUUCGAAAAGGGGUGGGGGUGGUGGUACUGGACGUGGGACACGGAGAGCGCGCCGCUGUGGAGUUACAAAAAGGGCCUCGCGGCCGGGAUCCUGCCGGCCAAGGCGUACGAUCGGGACUUUGACUGCUCCGGGACCGUGCCGGACUUUGGGAGCCUGGCAGAGACCUACCGGAUGUGA